CUUUGCAACAAUAUUUACAACAAUGUAACAUGUAGGAGCAAUGACAAUUUCCAUAAGGCAAGCUUUUUAAUCUGUAAUAAUGUUGAUAUAAUUUCCAUAUAUAAUAUAUAUUGAGGGAGAAGAUGAACACAUAUUCGAAACCAUAGAAUGGAAUAUUUGGUUUGUAUUACGUAACAUCGACAAAAUGAAUGAGAAAGAUGAUCUAGAUAAUAUGACGGUGAUUGAUACAAAAGAAGAGGAAAUAAAAGGAGCUUCUGAUGCCAAAACUGUUACUGAUGAAUUCAUGGGGAGCUUUGGGGCGCAUGGCCUUCCACGUGUUUGGUCCUCAGCCAGCCCCGUGAAGAAAAUAGUAUGGUUAGUCCUGUUCCUGGCAGCCAGUGGUUACUGCCUCAAUAUCAUCAUUCGCGUUGGAAUAAAGUUUGGAACUUUUCCAUCUGGAAUCAAUUCAAAAGUCUACCCCAGGAGUAUAGUAGACUUUCCCGCUGUGACAAUCUGCAACCUUAACAUGUUGAAAGCUACUAGUAUUUCCAAUAAUAAUGUAGAGAAAUAUAUUAAUCUUCUGAGUGUUCAGUCAGAAGCUGAGGCAAGUAUGAACUCUUGGAUAACUUGGGCACUCAACUACACCGAUUCUGUUACAACAUCUUUUGGUCCAACAACAGAUAGCACUUCGAGAACUAAUAGCUCAAAUGCUGGCACAACCGAUCACACAACCGUCGCCGAUAGACGUAAACGAGCCGUCGAGGAAUUUCCAUUCAACGAAGAUCUUCUUGAAGAUGAACUACUGUUAAAUCUUCGAGCAGAUCACGUCAAUGAUCUAACUCGAUUGAUUCAUAUGCCCGAGGUUGUUAAGAUGGCUACAUUACGUUUACUGAAAAAACGCCACGGCUUUGACAUGAGAGAACAACGAUCCGCUCCUCCUAUCCCACAUAGACAGAAACGGGAUAAUCAAGCAGCUGAAACAAAUAGCAGUGAUUAUUAUGAUGACAACUUUUAUUAUUAUGAUAAUUAUGAUUAUAGUUAUUAUGAUGACUAUGGAUUCGGUGAUGUGUCUGAAAACGAUUUCAGAACUCUGCUAACCAAAUCAAAGACCGAUGAUUACCAGGACCUCAUGGGUGUUUUAAAACCUACAAAAACAGAAUUGGAAUUAUAUGGACAUUCCGCUCAAGAUAUGAUCGUGUCAUGCACAUUUGACAGCAAAAAGUGUAACUACACGCUGUUUAAAACGUUUCAAAAUAGUUACUAUGGAAAUUGCUUCACGUUUAAUUAUGACGAUGGCAACUCUACUACACAGGAAGUAGUAUUUAAUACAACAAAGAAAGGAUCGCGAUUUGGCCUGAAACUGACGCUAAACAUUGAGAGACAAGAGUACAUUGGGCUGUUCGCGCAUGGGUCAGGAGUCAGAGUUGCUGUGCAUCCUAGGAAUGCCACUCCCUUUCCUGAGGAUUAUGGAAUCUCUGCUCCAACUGGCUGGGAAACUGCUAUAGGAGUACGGGAGAAUCGUGUGACACGACUUACUAAACCAUUCGAAAGCAACUGUUCCCAUGGUAACCAUGAUCCAUCAGAAACCUACACCGGGCUCUACACGUUAUUAGAAUGUAACCAGAGGUGUCUCCAGAAGCAAAUACGCUCCAAGUGUAAAUGCCUAGAUGAGAUAAUGGACGACCAGACAUGGGAGUCAGUUUAUGCCAGUGAUAGUGCGACAUCGAUGUUAAAUCCAUGCUCGAUUUUAAACUCGACUGAAGAGAAAUGCAGACAGAGAAUGUACUACCUUUCACAGACAAACCGUCUUGGUUGCGAUUGUCCAUUGCCAUGCCUGGAGCUUGGUUUUGAAGAAUCAUUACAUUCCUCAGAGUGGCCUAGCGCUCAGUACUACCCACUUAUGAUGCAAAAGCUUACUGACAGUAACAUUAUAAGCGAAGGACAACUUAAAAUAAUGAACGACCUGAAAACAACGAGGGAAAAUUUUGUUCGCCUGCAUGUGUACUACAAAGACAUGAUCCUUGAAUCACUCGAAGAAUUCGAAGCCUACACAGUGGAUAGUUUGAUUGGUGACAUUGGUGGGAUUCUGGGCUUGUUCAUCGGCAUGUCUGUGCUUACUAUAGCAGAGGCCGUUGAAUAUUUAAUUGACCUCUGCCUUCUCAGAUGCAAGACAAACAAUAAACGCAACAGUGUGGUUGCACUAAAAUAAUUCAGAAACACAUUCAAUUAUAUAAAAUGUAGUGAAUUUAUGUAUUUGGAAGACAAGGAAACUAUUGAGUAAAUAAAUUAUGCCGCCAUGUUGUCAUCUGCGCUUCAUUGAGGUAGAAUAGUAAAAAUGUAAUUGUAUUGACAAAAUAUGAUGUGGGAUAUAUUUCUAAAAACUUUAUUGACACUAUUAGGAAUAUAUUUGAAUUAAAUUUGACGUGAGUUCAUUUUGUCAGAAAUGUAAUAUAUGUUCAACACUAGAAGAUGUGAAGAUGUAAAUGAGUUGAAAAAAUAGAUAAUCUAACAAGUGGCUGUUGAAUAUUAGAUCAAUUUGAUAGAAGAGAUCACUUUUCCCUAAUUUGGAGAUUCUUGAAUUCCCACUUUAAA
Owenia fusiformis is the source of this 2571-nucleotide messenger RNA. Lineage: Eukaryota; Metazoa; Annelida; Polychaeta; Sabellida; Oweniidae. The record is from the annotation of a GenBank genome assembly.